This is a messenger RNA of Chaetomium strumarium, 942 nucleotides long. RefSeq lists its product as uncharacterized. The record is from RefSeq and is a predicted model, not a curated record. Lineage: Eukaryota; Fungi; Ascomycota; Sordariomycetes; Sordariales; Chaetomiaceae. The coding region runs from base 175 to 888 and encodes 237 amino acids. The transcript has 3 exons.
GCGUCCCCCAGAAACCGGGUUUCGAAAGAAGCUGGGUCUGGGUGGCAAAAACCAGUAGUGUUCUUGAAAAGCCAGGAUUGGGCGCCUCAACCUCUCAUUAGGAGCGUUCUCUGAACGUCGUGCUCCCGAGCGACUUCUCGACCGGCUUAUCACAUCGCAUUGCUACUGCUGAAAAUGGUGUAUACAGCUGAGCCUAUUAGUCUUCCGCGCCCCUUUGACACCACCCAUGCUUGUACAGAAACACCACAACUCUAUCCUCAGACGGCGCACCACCGCCAAGACAGCUCGAGCAUGCCCUCAAUCUCUCACUGCACGUUUGAGCGAGGGUUUAUGGAAGGUCCGCCCGAUGAUCCGGCGUUAUCAGCACCACUCUACGACGGACAGCACCACCUACACCAGUCGGCAACCCCUCCCUACACGAUGCCGCCGCAGAAUGCGGGCCGCGAUGGCACCUAUUCGCCGGUAAUGGGAGACAACUCUUACCCGCAACAACCGUACCCCGGCGCGUCGUCGAGUAUGGUGCCACAGAGCGCCACAGCGGCAUCGGCUCCCCGACCGAUCGAUCCGGCUCCCGCCACCGCCGGCGGUCGGGCCCCACCUGUCCUGCGCCCGAUGCCUGUCGGUGGAGUGAUGUCACAGCUGGGGAUGAAGUCUCCGUACAGCCAGCGCCCGCUAAUGCCUCGGGCUUCUAUGAUGCCCGACAGCGAUCCGCCCACACAUGUGGUGGGCUCGCAGGGCCGUAGAGGCAUUCUGCCCAGCACUCCAGGCCCGCCCGCGGCACUAGUUGCCGGAACGACUCAGGCGAACAACCAGAUCUUCCUAAAGAUGCUGACGAGAGGUUCCCUUGCCCUUACUGUACCAACACUUACGGGUAUACGAAGCACUUGAAGCGCCACCUCCUCAACCACACCGGUCACCGGCCGUACAGAUGCAUUUUGUGCC